Aethina tumida (small hive beetle) is the source of this 360-nucleotide messenger RNA. RefSeq lists its product as uncharacterized. The transcript has 2 exons. Lineage: Eukaryota; Metazoa; Arthropoda; Insecta; Coleoptera; Nitidulidae. Gene Ontology annotation, cellular component: SMN-Sm protein complex. The coding region runs from base 63 to 323 and encodes 86 amino acids. Gene Ontology annotation, biological process: spliceosomal snRNP assembly. The record is from RefSeq and is a predicted model, not a curated record.
UAAAUGUGUUUCUAUAAUUGUUCCAUAAAAGAGAAUUACUGAAAUUAUAAAACAAAGAAAAUAUGUCGGAAACUACCGAGGCACAAGAUGCUACAGCGGAAUUACGAGAACGGUAUUUGUACUUUUUAACAUCAAUUUGUGAAAAGGAUGCGCAGAUUAAACUCUUUGAUAACACCUCAGUUUCCGGCAAAUUGCGAGCAUUUGACAUGGAUUUUGAUAGUGUUUUGCUGGAGAAAUUAGAAACACCAUUACAACAAUUCAAGUUUGCAAAACUACGAACUCUGGACAUCAUUAAUAUUGAAACUGAAGUAAUAAGUAACUAAAAAAUAAAAAAACUCACUUUUUACAGAGCAAAUGUUU